Molecule: messenger RNA, 2413 nt
Organism: Phycomyces blakesleeanus NRRL 1555(-)
Lineage: Eukaryota; Fungi; Mucoromycota; Mucoromycetes; Mucorales; Phycomycetaceae
Exons: 8
Coding region: 757-1209 (150 amino acids)
Biological process (GO): proteasome-mediated ubiquitin-dependent protein catabolic process; DNA repair; protein polyubiquitination
Cellular component (GO): HULC complex
Molecular function (GO): ubiquitin conjugating enzyme activity
Source: RefSeq, a predicted model, not a curated record
AUGGUAUCCUGUCUGCCUUUAUGGAUAAUCACAAAUUGGUUCGGAUAUACCACAUCUUGAACUGGUUCUUUGUUUUGCUUGUAUUAACUAGCACAUUGGCAUACUGGAUCUAUUUCAAGGUCAAACAGACUGUGUAUGUCAAUGACUGCCAGGAGUAUGAAAACACAAAGAACCAGACGACCGACAAUACAUACAGCCCAGUAGCGAUACCAGGCAAGACAACUGUGGCAGGAGGGGCUGACAAGAGUUUCUGUAUCGACCUAGUAAAUAAGCUGGUAAUUGGUACGGGUGUGGUUGUAUUUGUUGGAAACUUUAUCCAGGUCUAUAUUGCUAGUUCGAUUGGAAUUUACUCUACAAGUCUUAAGCGUAACAACCAACAUCAAAGACUCCACUCUCUGGAUGAUGAUGAACCCGAAAAAUCAUAAACUCACGUGUGUAAUGUGACGUCAAGUCAAGCUUAUUCAACUCGAUUCCUUCAUUCAACUUUUUUUUAUUUUAUUUUAUCAAGUCAAAAAUAAUAAUAAUCCUCCCCUUCUUCCGUUUCUCUUCUAUUUUUCUUUUUUUUUACUAAGAAAACAUAAUAUCAAUCUCGAAUCGUUCUUUUUUCUUUUUGGUCAAAUAGUCUAAAGAAAACAUACAUAUUUCUUUUAACAAUCUAAACCAAAAAAAGAAAAGAAAGAAAAGACCUUUUUCAACUCUAAAACAAAAAAGCAACAACAACAGCCAUCUAUUGUAUUUUAAUCAAACUUAAUUGCAAUGUCAACACCAUCAAGAAGACGUCUUAUGCGCGAUUUUAAGCGACUCCAGAGUGAUGCACCAGGAGGUGUCUCGGGUGCACCUUGUUCGGAUAACAUCAUGCAAUGGAAUGCGGUGAUCUUUGGACCAUCCGAUACACCAUUUGAAGAUGGCACCUUUAAACUUGAACUUCACUUUGAGGAGACUUAUCCAAACAAACCACCACAAGUCAAGUUCAUUUCAAAAAUGUUCCACCCCAAUGUUUAUGCCAAUGGUGAACUCUGUCUGGAUAUUCUACAGAACAGGUGGAGCCCAACCUAUGAUGUGGCUGCCAUAUUGACCAGCAUUCAGUCUCUCCUGCACGACCCUAACCCAAAUUCUCCUGCCAAUGCAGAGGCAGCCAAUUUGUAUCGUGAAAACAGAAAGGAAUAUGUUAGAAGAGUCCGUGAGACAGUUGAGAGUUCUUGGGAAUAAACAUUUGGUUUUCUUUUUUCCCACUUUUAUUGUCUACUAUACUGUUUUCUAUCUAUCUUUCUAUCUUCUUCUUUUUUAUAUUUUAUACUUGGAUUUAUAAAUACACAUACACAAACACAUACACACACACAUAUUGUUCUUCUUUUCUGUUUCUUAAUUGCCGCGAACAGUUCUCAUAACCUCAUCAGCAAAAUCACUCUCCUUCUUCUCAAUACCCUCUCCAACCUGCCAGCGCGCAAAGUCAACAACCUCUGCACCUUCCAAGCCAGCAUUCUUAGCAACCUCAUCAACGUACACGGCCACAUUCUGGUCAGGGCGGAGCAUAAAGGCCUGUUCAGUCAGAACGGAGUUGGUGAUGUAUUCCUCAGGGUUGUUUUGUUCAAGAACACUUGCAGGGACCUGAUCCUUAGUGAGGUAGACGGGGCUGUAACCAACAACCUGGCGAGCAACCUGGCGAGCUGUCUUGGCCAGCGCAGCACGGCCUUUUUCUUCAAGCUCACCAACAGUAACCUUUCGGGGUUGAAGAACAGCAAUUCCACCAAUAUUUCCUGCUGCAGAAUCACCGCCGUGUACGUAAGCAGCAGAUACACCAUCUACCACAACUGCUGCACGGCGAAGAGUAAUGUUCUCGCCAAGCUUUCCAAUGGUCUCAACAAUUGACUCUUGAACAGUCUUGCUCAAAUCUGCUGAGGUCUCAUUGGCUAAAGGCAUAAGUGGGGCAUUCAUAAGUCCCUUUACAGACAAGUGUUCGAUAGCCUUGCUUCCAGCAGCAGGAGUGUCGUGCAAGAGGAGCGAGGUAGUAGCAAUACGAGCAGCAAGGUUUUUGAACACGUCGUUGCGGGACACAAAAUCAGUCUCGCAGUUGAGCUCAAUCAUUGUGCUUCUAUUGUUAACCGAGGCAAUGGUAAUAAGUCCCUCACCCGCAGUUCUACCAGCCACCUUCUCAGCCUUUUUUGCGCCAGAAGCCUGGGCAUCGGCAGAAAGCCAUUCGAGUGCCUUUGCAUAGUCGUUGUCGUUCUUUACCAAGGCUUCCUUUGCCUUGGUCAUAGAUACUUCGGUCUCCUGACGGAGUUUGGCAAGGAGCUUAAUGUUGGGCUUUACUUGGGUGGUAUAGGAGCGUGUGAGGCCAAAACGACAUGGUGCAAAAGAAGCACGAAGACCAAAGAGCGAGUUCAUGAGAAAUUGAGCAAGGGGAGAGAUAUAU